CCCCCCAUGAGACUCUGCCUGGCCUGGCUGGGCUUCUACACCUUGUCCCUGUGGGUGCUAAGGAAGAGGAUGUUGUCUGGGCCUGCCCGGUACCUGAGGAGCCCUUUAUCCAGGUCUCUCUACAUGAAUAUGAUGGGCAGCCACAGCCAGCCAGCCCCGGGCAUCAAGGAAAACCACCAGUGGUACGUGUGCAAUACAGAGCAGCUGUGCGAAUCUCUUCAGCCUAUUUUCGUCCAGAGCUACCUUGACCAAGGGACACAGAUCUUCUUAAAUAAUAGUAUUGAGAAAUCUGGCUGGCUGUUCAUUCAACUUUAUCACUCCUUCGUGUCGUCCGUUUUUAGCUUGUUUAUGUCUAGGACGUCGAUCAAUGGCUUGCUGGGAAGAGGUUCCAUGUUUGUGUUUUCACCCGAACAAUUUCAGAGACUGCUCAAAAUAAACCCAGACUGGAAAUCCCGCAGGCUUCUCGAUUUAGGAGCUGGAGACGGAGAAGUCACAAAAGUCAUGAGUCCUCACUUUGAAGAAACUUAUGCGACCGAGUUGUCCGAAACUAUGAUAUGGCAGCUUCAGAAGAAGAAAUACAGAGUGCUCGGCAUCAACGAAUGGCAGAACACAGGAUUCCAGUAUGAUGUCAUCAGCUGCUUGAAUCUGCUCGAUCGGUGUGAUCAGCCAUUGACUGUAUUAAAAGAUAUUAGAAGUGUACUUGAGCCCACGAGAGGCAGGGUCAUCCUGGCGUUGGUUCUGCCCUUUCACCCAUAUGUGGAAAAUGUAGGUGGCAAAUGGGACAAACCUUCUGAAGUUUUGGAAAUCAAAGGACAGACAUGGGAGGAACAGGUGAACAGCUUGCCAGAGGUUUUCAGGAAAGCUGGCUUUGCCAUAGAGGCGUUCACUAGACUGCCGUACUUAUGUGAAGGUGAUAUGUAUAAUGACUACUAUGUCUUAGAUGAUGCGGUCUUCAUCCUCAAACCAGUGUAAACGUGUCUUCUGAGUCAAACCCAAGAAGCAGCCUGUGAAUGAAGCAUUUUGAUUUGGGGGAGGUUUUGGGGAUUUUUUGUGUUUUUUUUAUUAUUAUUAAUUACAGGAAGGGAGGGGAAAAUUUGUGGUUGUCCAUUCUAAAUCGCCGUCAUGUAUGAAGUCUAAAGGUCAAAAUACUAAUUUCUUUGUAGUAUGUUAAAAAAGGACAUCUUUUUUAAAAAGACAGAGGUCUUCUGUUGAUGAUUUCUUAAUUCCCACGACGCACUUGCAAUCCAACAAUAAACUGAAGAUAUUUUUAUACCUAACCAUGGUAGGGCUCAUUAUCCGGCAAUAGCCAGGAUGCUACACGAACUGAUCCAGUACAGCUGGUUCUUCUCAAGGACAUCAGGAGGGAAUGCUGGCAAUAAAACUCUCCAUUUAGUGCAAAACUGGGUUGAUCAGAUGUUGGGACGGGGUUUCUUCCAUGUUUAUGAAGUUAUUUUAUCUGUUGGUCUUCAGCACAUGUUUUUAAUCAUGCUAAUAAAACUUUUUUUGAGA
This is a messenger RNA of Elgaria multicarinata webbii, 1509 nucleotides long. It is a transcript of the gene METTL9, whose product is annotated as methyltransferase 9, His-X-His N1(pi)-histidine. The transcript has 5 exons. The record is from RefSeq and is a predicted model, not a curated record. Gene Ontology annotation, molecular function: protein-L-histidine N-pros-methyltransferase activity. Lineage: Eukaryota; Metazoa; Chordata; Lepidosauria; Squamata; Anguidae. The coding region runs from base 7 to 972 and encodes 321 amino acids.